This is a messenger RNA of Anopheles moucheti, 6172 nucleotides long. RefSeq lists its product as uncharacterized. Gene Ontology annotation, molecular function: glutamate-gated receptor activity. The coding region runs from base 1 to 6075 and encodes 2024 amino acids. Gene Ontology annotation, cellular component: membrane. NCBI's taxonomy places the organism in Eukaryota, Metazoa, Arthropoda, Insecta, Diptera, Culicidae. The record is from RefSeq and is a predicted model, not a curated record. The transcript has 6 exons.
AUGGUGUCCCGAUCCGCACACUUUAUCACAGCGCUGCUCGUCGGAACCUGGUGGUGUUGCUACGGACUUCUGUCGCCGCCGGUGAUUACCCGUACAAACAUGGCUGACAUCGUGGGUAUUAUACUGCACACGCACUUCCGCACACCGUUUGCCACUACGCUCGUGACGGUGCGAAGCGCUACCCAGGAAGGACAAUGGAGGUUGCUGGAUCUACUCGAACGGUUGCUGGUUCGCCACGGACAGGGCCAGCUGGUGGUGCAGCUGGAAGCCAUUGGAACCGGCACCCAUCGGCAACCACCCUGGUCGCGCACUGUGCUGCUGGCGGAGAGUUACGAUGCGCUGCGUACCAUCUUCCCGGAGCUGACGUUGGAUCGGUUCGAUUUCUCCGGCUGCUAUCUUAUCGUACUGGAGGACGCACCGGUAACGCUCGGUACCGUCGAUCGCAUCUUUAACGAGCUAUGGGUACGGCAGAUCGUGAACGUGGUGGUCGCGCUGCAACCCACCGACAAUCGAAACGAUCCGGUACAGCUCUGGACGUACUAUCCCUUUUCGCCCGGUUUAUGCCGCAUCCCGAAACCGCAACUGCUGUUCACCUGGCCAAACGAUACCGUCCUGUACGGUGUGAACUUCUACCCGCCGAAGAAUGUCCAGUUCCAUGGCUGUCCGCUGCGGGUUGGCAGCUUUGAGACGCGUCCAUUUACGGUCCUUUCGGUGAGUUACGGGACAGGGGUCGGGCCCGUACUGUCCGGGUUCGAGGGUGAUCUGCUGCGAAGCCUGGCCGAACAGUUAAACUUCGAGGUGAAUGUGCGUGUGCCACCGCGCGAUCAACAGUGGGGUGAUGCAGCGUUCGAGAACAGCACCGGCAUGAUGCGGAUGAUCUACACCGAGGAGGUGGAUUUCGGGAUAUCCUGUCUCGGGGUGUCGUACGAGCGUACUGCCAUGUUGAAGGCGGGCAAGACACACUUCACCACCGAGCUGGUGGUGGUCGUACCGCACGGUAUACCCUACACCGCCUUCGAGAAACUGUUUCAACCCUUCCAGGAUAUGACCUGGCUUACGAUCGGGCUCUGCACCGGUACCGCGUUCGCCGUGGUUGUCGCGCUGCGGCUACUGCCCGACGAUGGUACCCGCGCGACCGUUCGCCGCUACAUCACCGGCAAACGAACGCUCAGUUCACCCAUCCUGAACAUUGUGCGCGUGAUGUUAGCCGUGCCGCUACCCUUCAACCCGUUCGGUACCUUUCCACGCACGCUGCUAAUCCAAUGGAUGCUCGUUUCCCUGCUGAUGAACCUGCUCUACCAGGGUUCGAUGUUUCAGUAUCUUCAGCGUACCUCAACGCACCCACCAAUGAUGACGCUGGCCGAGAUCGAUCGUUCCGGCGCACUGUACCACAUCAGCGAUUCGGCGCGCCGCUUCUUCGAACAGUUUCCCCAAAGGCUGCAUCGGUUACGCUACUUUCCGAGCGUGCCGGACAGCAUUGCUGCCCGGCUGCGCUGGAUGGGUUCCCAUCCGGAAGAUCCGAACGUUGCGAUGUGUACGCGAGAUCACGUCGCCUACUAUAACGCGCAGCACAGUCGAGAUAAACAGCUGCUGAUUGCGCGCGAAAUGAUGGCCCUGUACACGGUCACCAUACUAUACCCAAAGCGGUCCAUGCUCACCGACAGCUUCAACGAUCAUGUCGAGCGGAUCGAUUCGUCCGGUUUGCUCAAAUACUGGUCUGGCCAAUACGGUGAUUAUCAUUUUCUCGAUUCGCGACGAUCCGACCGUCGUACCGAACCGACACCGAUCAAUCUGGGGCAAAUCGCCGGUGCAGUUCAACUCCUGCUCGUAAUGCUAUUUACCUCAACCGUAUUAUUUCUCGCUGAGCUUGGUUGGGCACGGCACACACGCACGAGAACCAUUUCCGAACCAACCAUUCCACCACUCAAAGACGUCACUGCGGAUGGUACAGACGAGAGUCAGACGAACCGUACAAUGCGCUUACCACAGACGUGCACCUGCGUUCUGUUUCAAUCGCUGCUGCUGCUAACGGUGUUCCAAUGUCCACCGGGGACAUUGGCUGUCACAUCCAGUAGCAAGCUACUUGUGCGCGCAACGGUUGAAGUAAUUCACCAGCACUACACUACGAUCAUCAGCAAGCAGCUGUACUUGCGCUGGGAAGGUACAUCGGAGCUGACCGAUGAAUUACUAAAACGAACCAUCACUCAUCUGACGGUUCUAAUCGAAUCGAACCCGGAGCAACCCGUGGACCAGGUGCCGACCGUUCUCGGGCCACACCAGCAGAUGCGUGUACUGAACCUGCUGAUAGUGGCCGAUUACCAAGGCUUCAAACGUAUUGUGGAUGGGUUUAGUGAUGAGGUAUACGACUUUUCCGGCCUCUACACGGUGGUGGUAGCAACGCCAAACGAACGUAGUCUCCAGAUUGCCGGGGCAAUUCUUCGCACACUUUGGGCGCUAUACAUCGUGAAUGCGAUCGUAUUGAUAGAACCGACGAAUCACACCACCACCAACGGGGUACGGCUCUACACGUACUUCCCGUACGGUGAUGGUUACUGUGAGCGUGCCCUGCCGGUCGUAUGGAAUGUGUACGAACCGAGCAUUGGGUUUAUCCAUCGCGACCGCAUCCUGUUCCCACACAAAUUGAGCAACUUUUACAACUGCCCACUGGCGGUUGCUACAUUCCCAGUGUAUCCCUUCAUCAUCCCGGCCCCGGAUGGUGGUAACAAUGAGCUGGUGGGGAUUGAAGGAUUGUUGUUACGCACACUAAUGCAACGUUUGAACUUUCGGCUGGAGGUCAUCAUCGUUGAACCGCCCGACUGGGGAACGGCUGGUCCACGGGAACAAUCAACUGGUGCUUCAGCUUACAUUCGACAUCUUCGAGCGAACCUAACCAUCGGUUAUUGGGCGACUACAUUGCACCGUAACCGGUAUAUGGCAAACAGCUUCAGCUAUUACACCUCACAGCUGGUGCUAGCCAUCGCACCCGGCGUACCAUACAGCUCCCUCGAACUACUGUUUUGCCCAUUCGCCAACCCUAUCUGGUCGCUGCUGCUCGUCUCGCUAACAAUCGAACUGCUCGUGAUCGGUUUACUGCGCCGCAAGUGUACCGUAGCGCUCCAACGUCUAGUGCUCGGACGUACACCCGCCAGUGCAUGGUACGGCAUGUUAAGCGUCCUGCUAGGGGCCGGCCUACCAAGACCACCGACACGCAACUUUGCUCGCACACUGUUGCUGUGCUGGCUCGCUGGCACACUAGUGCUGCGCAGCGCCUACACCGGCUCAAUGUUUCGGUUUCUGCAGGCGGGCCGCAACCGUACGGUGCCUGAUGAUAUACCGGCGCUAAUAGAGGAAGGGUACAAGCUGUAUAUGUACCGCAACUACAGCUUCGUUUUUGACGCCUACCCAACCAUUAAGGAACGCAUGCGGUUAGUGACAGCGACACAGUUCCGUGAAACGAUCGUUGAACAGCUACAAAUGUCUGGUGCUCCGUUGAGCGUGCUGCUGCCGUUCGAAACCGUCACCUAUAUCAAUCGGAACAUUACCCGGGAAGGACAACUGCUACGCGUCAGUCGGAAGCGGGUGUACGUGUCCAAGCUAGCCAUCUACACGCAGCGAACAUCACCACUGCUCGGGCCACUCAACAAGUUGCUGGAGAUCUUUGUCUCUUCCGGAUUGCUUAACCGUUGGGCUGGCGAAUACCAUCAGUUACAGUUUUUAGUCGACCCGUACAAGUACCGUGGCCGGCAACAAAUCGUUCUCACCGAUAUGAGUAUCCAAGUAACAGAGAAGCUCCAAACGUUGUUACGGUGUUUCAUCACUAACCUCAAUAAAAACACCCUAGGAUUCCAAGCGAGCGCCCUCAAGACUAACAAAAUUGGAGCUGUAGGGGCCGCAAAUGGGCUAGUGUUUCUAUUACUGGCAACACUAUGGACAGGCAGCUAUGGUACGGUCGGCGGCGAUCAACAAUCCACCGACCGGUGGGUUUCGUGCAUCGGUGAGAUAGUGCACCGGAAUGCCGCCAAGGUAAAGCAUCAGCUGAACGUCUACACACUCAGUAAAAGUGAGACCGGCCAUCAGUUUGGAAGCGAUGUGUUGGAUCGCUUGCUGCCAGCAUUGGUGGCGUACAGCAGUAACAACACAAGCGCCACUAGUGCAGCGCACAUAUUCACCUUCAAUUUGUCACCGUACGACCGUACCGUUGACUACAAUCAGCAAAACCUUGUGCUGAUCCUAAUGGACAACCUUCAACAGUUUCACCAACAUUUGCCAUUGCUGGUUGCUAAAAAUGUGGAGCAGCGCGGUUACUUCCUGCUGCUGAUAAUACCGCGCGAAGAUGUAGCGGAAACGCCAGAAAGCAUCAGCAACGCUCAAGUGACGAUUGCGGCCAUGUUUCGCCGGCUGUGGGAAGUGCGCAUACACAAUGUGGUGUUAGCGAUCGGGCACGAUGCGUCCCGGAUCGAUUUGCACGUGUACGAUCCGUACGGGCCGGAUGGUUGCUGUGGAUGUAGCCGACCGAAGCUGCAAACCCAGUGCCGUGCGGGUAAAUUAAUGACCGACGCGAAUGCACUUUACGAUCGGUUCGAGCGGAAUUUGUACGGCUGUCAGUUGCGCAUCGCGUGCUUCGAGCGGGCACCGUUUAUGACUUUUGUCAAGGGAAAAGAAACCCCCGGUACGGUGACCACCACCCAACGGUUUGCCGGCAUAGAAGGAAAUCUGGUGGAUCUGCUCGCAACGCAACUUAACUUUAGCGUAACGAUCGUACAACCCACGGAUGGACGCAUGUGGGGUCGGAUCUAUCCGAACGGGUCGGCAAACGGUGCGCUAGGGUUGCUUCUAAAUGGUGCCGUACAUUUCACCGUUGGUGGUUAUUUCCCCUACCCGAAGCUGCUGUCCACAACGACACAAUCCCACAACUACUACAUCACCGAGCUGGUGAUGGCCGUGCCGGAAACACUAGCGACAACAAGCCCACUCGAGCAGCUGCUCAAACCAUUCCAUCUCACCAUCUGGCUAUUGUUGGCCCUCGAACUUGUGGUCGGGUUCGCCACAUUACGGCCCGGCACCAUUACGCUCAGCUUCUGGCGCACGUUUAUUGGUGAAUCGUUGCCCAGCUCGGCAGAACCGCGCCGUACGAUUGUACGAUUCGUGGUUCUGCUUUGGAUUAUGCAUACCACACUGCUGCGCGAAUGUUACAAAGGGUCACUGGUAGGUUUCCUAACACAGGCGACACCGCUGAACGACAUACACAGUCUGGCGGUCCUUAUCGAAGGGGACUACCGGUUCGCGAUGACGGAAACCAUCUACCAUCAGGUGUUUGGCAAGUCACAGCACCGUUUCGAGGACGGGCGUGUACAGCUAAUCAAGUCCGCCGACGGUCCCGCACUGCUCGAGCGCACAAUCCGUACCGGUGAGCGGAUAGCGUUUGCCUACACGCGCGAAGAGAUCAUCAAGUUUAACGAACGCAACCGGUCGGCGCUAAACUAUCGCACCUCGGACGAAACGCUGCUAACGUUUCAUUUUGCGAUGUACUUUAAGCGGGCGAGCCCGAUUGCUGGCGUAUUCGAUUGGUACAUCCGGCGCAUACAGGCGACCGGCUUUAUUGCCCGCUGGCAUCGGCAGAAUGUUGAUCUGCGGUUCGAGCGUCCAACGCUGGUCGCUAGCGGGCAGGCGGAGGUACUCGAGGUGCGCCAUCUACUCGGCAGUUACCUGCUGCUAAUAGUCGGUCUGUUGUUAGCCACGGUUGCAUUUACCCUCGAAUUACUUUACGACCGAUUGAAGCGUCCAUCGGACGCUGUUCAUCGAUACCCGUACAUGCACGAGCUUACCCGUUACCCAACGGUUAGAAUGCAACGGUCACAACGCACGUACCCCGAGCGAUUUAUCGCACAGUCACAGUCUGGCACGCACGAGCGUCACCACACAGCAGAGCAUGGAAACCGUACAGCUGUUCAAGGCGAUGGGUCAACGCGUCGCGACGCUACCACCGGCGCAACAAAUCGAAAUUAUCGACACCGUACGGCAGAUGAUCGACGCGUCGCAGAAGCUAAACCGCAGCGCAGCCCUCACGCACGCUGAGUUUCAGCGCCCAACGCACUACAAUCUGGCGAAAAGCGUGUCACAGUCGGCCGCAUCGCCAAACAACACCGACCCAAUGGUAACGGCAGCAUCGCUC